UACGUGCUGACGUCGGGGAAGGACAGCGUGGUAAAACUGUGGGAGCUGUCGACAAGUCGUUGUCUCAUCAGCUACACUGGUGCCGGAACUUUAGGACUGCAUACUCAUCGCUCCAACGCAGUGUUCAAUCACACCGAGGAUUAUGUCCUUUUCCCGGAUGAGGUGACAAAAAGUCUGUGCUGUUGGGACUCUCGCAAUGCCGAUCGUCAGCGUCUACUGCCACUGAGUGAGUAG
Molecule: messenger RNA, 234 nt
Organism: Hydatigera taeniaeformis
Lineage: Eukaryota; Metazoa; Platyhelminthes; Cestoda; Cyclophyllidea; Taeniidae
Source: the annotation of a GenBank genome assembly